This is a messenger RNA of Caenorhabditis angaria, 1316 nucleotides long. The record is from the annotation of a GenBank genome assembly. NCBI's taxonomy places the organism in Eukaryota, Metazoa, Nematoda, Chromadorea, Rhabditida, Rhabditidae.
AUGUUGGUCAUUUUCUUGAUGCUCCGCAAAUAUCUAAACUUUAUUACAAAGCCAUUUGCUAGACAAAUUGAAGAAGAAAAAGAAGAGCCUCCGAUUAAAAAAUUGCCAUUCGAAGUUCUUGGAGCUAUUUUUGAAAAGGUAAGCUUUUAAAUGAUUUAUGACAUUUCCAAUUGAAAUGUUUUUCAGCUUGAAUACGAAGAUGUUCAAAAUUUGAGAAACUCAUCAAAGUUUCUAUUCGACGCCCAUAAAUUAGAACGUCGGAUGAUUGCUGGUCCAAAAUGUAAUGCCGAAGUGUAUUAUAACAAAAACCACGAACUUCGAUUAGAAAUAACAAUAAUGGUAAAAGUUCCAUGGAUAAGAAUACUUCCAUUCAAAAGAACAAUUAAAUUGACAAGAACUAUUCCAUUUGAUCAAUGGAAUUAUUACUUCAAAAAUGCAAAAUGUAAAAUAUUAAGAAUGAUUGUUGAAAAAGAUGAAAUUCCAUUGAAAAUUUUGAAGAAAAUUCUUUGCUGUAAAUCGAUCGAUAUUUUUACCUAUUCCGGAAAAUCAAUCAAUCAGAUGUCUAUUGAUCUUCUUACUGCAUAUAAUCCUCAUAGUUUCGAAAUUGUUGUUAAUCGUUGGAAACUAUUGCAAAUGAUUAAGGUCAACCAAACAAUGGUUUUUAUUAAAUGGCAUGAAAAUAGUGAUGCAGUCAAAUUAACUUAUAAUAAUAUUAUUAGUUUACAUCCGGAAAUUUAUAAAAAAAACAAGGAUUUUUUUAUGGUGAGUUUUACAGCUGAAAAAGAAGAAAAUACUGGGCGAAAAAGUAGCAAUUUUUGCUACAAAAAUCAACUUCUAUCCAAACGUAAAAAUGACUGAUUUAGACAGAUUUUUUUGUCAAAGUUAUAGUUGGAAACCUCGGAAGAUUAGAUCUUUCAUAAUCUCAAAUCUAAUGGUUGAAAUAUGUUAGUACUGUUGGAAAUAGUUCGUUUAUAAUUACAAACUUCAAGAAAAGUAUUAAAAACGAUAUUUCAUUCAAAAAAAUCUGAAAUAUCUGAAGAAAAAUGAGAGUGUUCAUACAAGUUUCGGAUCCUUGUCAGAAUUUCAUAUUACACUAUUUUUCUAUUUUUUUUCAGAAACUCAAGCCUAACAUUGAAUGUCAUAAUCACUACUUGUUUGUUUUUACUAACAAUAACAAUAAGACAAGAGAUGAAAAAAAAGUUCGAUUGCUCAAGCAUUUUUUGGAGAACAAUUUAUCAAAUGUUUAUGGAUGUGAUGUGAAAUGCAAAAUUGUCAACGACGGCACAGACGUUUAUAUGGUUUUUGAGGGCUUGUAA